AAAGAUUGAUUCUCCCUAUAGAACGUGAGGCGAGAAGUGCGUGCCCUCUGCUUGGCAACGCGUGUGUGGAACAUGAGCGCAUUAGGGACAGAACGGUUGUCAAGGCAGCGAGUGGGCUUCGAAGUCUGUGCCUGGGGUCGGGAGGAGAGGAGGGUCGGGAGAGAGCGGCGGGAAGAGGGAGUGGCCCCGGACGCCAGGGAGUCAGGAAGAAGGCGGAACCAGGAAUAGAGGUCCAGGGAGAGGCAGAAAAGGCGGCGACGGAGGAGGACGCUGAGGUGGAGGCAGGGGCAGAGAAAGAAGCGGAGACAUUCCGCCCGCCCCCAGGUCCCGUCCUAGGGAGCCAUGGAGUUCUAUCUGAGCGCCUGUUCUAAAGCUGCAGAUGCAGCCGCCACCAAGACUGCCGCCAGCCACUUGGUGGCGGAGAGUGAACAGUGCGGCGAGGGCCCCCACAAAAUGCAGUUUCCAGGAGUAGGAGCUGCUCAACUGCUGGAUCUACCUCUUGGCGUCAAGCUGCCUUUGAUCCCAGGAAGUAAUACUUUAUUCUACACCACAAAUUUAAGUGAAAAGCUUUUUCAGCCCUCUUACGGUUUUAACCUAAAUGAUCCUUAUGGUCGGCUACUAGAAACCAGAUACAAAAGCCUGCAUGAUCCUCAUUUAAGUGGCUAUUACAAACGUAAAGAUAUCUUGAAACGAUUGAAAAAAGGAGGUUACAUCACCAGCAAUAACAAAAUUGUAUGCACUUUGAGAGAGUUUAAUAAAUACCGACAAUAUCUGACAAGCCUCAAAUUAGACUUUGAAAGAAACUAUAUAAGAGAACAAAAAAUGCUUGAAAAGCAAGUCACCAAACUCCAGGAACACAAUCAAAUCCCAGACAGCAGAGACGCUGCCCAGUUCAGAGAAUGGCUGUUACAAGAAGGCACACAGUCUAUUCAGGACCAAGAGCGCUUAAUAAGACACAGAUAUUUAGAUAUGAUAAGCAGAGAGCUGGAGAAGCUUGAGCGUUCUGCUGAAGAACGGCAUCUCAUCCGGAUGAACGAGGAAGAGAAAAGACAGAGGGAACACACGCGGAGAAAACUUAGUCUUCGGAGGAAGAUUGAAGAGGAAUGGAAAACAAAGGAGAUGCUACUUCUUACCAGAAUUGGAGAAGAAGUUAAAAGAGAAGCUCGGGUGGAGGAACAACGAAGAAAAAGUCGAGAAGAGAGUGACAGGAAGAAACAAGCUCUUCUUGAGAAAAAAAUGGCCUUUCAUUUGCGGAAAAUGCAAGAGAGCGGUAGCUUUAAAAAAGAAGAAAUUGAGAAAACACCUUCAGUGGAGUAUAAAGGAGGAGAUGGGGCAUACUUUGAAAGUGAUGAAAUUAGAAGACAAGUCAUUUCACCAAAGAAGAAAAAGAAAAAGAGUGAAGACCCAAAACCUCCUGAACCGAAACCAUCUCGAGGACUUAAAAGAAAUACAACACUCUCUAUCCGACCUUCUCACAGUAGUACAAAGAGUGGGACCAAAAAGUCAGUCUCGUCCAUGUAUUCACAGGGUGAAUCGAAUAACCCCAAUAACCCCACUACUACUGAUAGCAGGCGUGAUGGAGCUGUGUCUAAAAAAACAAGUGGAAUGGAAACUGGAGUUUCAAAUAACCCCAUUAAGAAUCCCAUCAAGUCUUCACCAUCCUUAGCACCAGGUCCUCCUCCUCCUCCAAAGGAAGAAAUGUAUAAUUAUAAUCCAUUUGCUCCAGAGCCAAAGAGAUCAUCCAAGAGAGAGCUCCCUGCCACCAUAUAUCAGAGACCAUCCAACAAGAAGCCAAGCUGUCCUUUUGGAAUAGGGCCAGCAACCCAUGGAGCCUUCCUUUCUCAAGUUCUCUCAAAUACGCAACAUCAUCUCCUGCAAAAUGGCCUACAAGAAAAAAUAUCUGCUGAGGAAUUAAAUGCCAUACUUCAGAAUGUAAUGACCUGGGUUGUGGCGACAGUGACCAGUAUUUUAUAUCCAGCCAUCACAAUGUAUGAAGAAAGGUUGCGUACAAAUAUAUAUCCUCUGUCUGAUGAUUCGGUACUCUCAUCGGGUAGCUCAAGUUUCUGUAGUACUUGCAGUGACGAAUUUGCAUACAGAGCUUAUUCUGCAGCCACAGCUAAAAAAUACAGCUGUACAGAUCUCACCUCAAAGCCAGUAAACUUACCUCCGGUGCCAGAAGGGCAACCCAUGGCCAAACAAAUAUCAAGAGCUACCCAAAUUGAAACCACCAUCUUGAAAGGAACAUAUGCCAGCAAGAAGGGACAGACAGUAACUCAAUUUAAGAUGGGAAUGAGCUAUGAUGUUCCCAGGGUAAGGAGCUGUAAGUCUGACAGUCAACUUUUAACUACAGUUGAAAUAUGUGGAAAGAAAGAUGCUACUACAGAAACAGAAGAAUUACCUACUGAAUCCCCAGAAGAAAAAGAAAAAGAAAAAGAAAAAGAAAAAGAAAAAGAAAAAGAAAAAGAAAAAGAGAAAGAAAAAGAAAAAGAAAAAGAGAAAGAAAAAGAAAAAGAAAAAGAGAAAGAAAAAGAAAAAGAAAAAGAAAAAGAAAAAGAAAAAGAGAAAGAAAAAGAAAAAGCUCCUACUGAGAUCCUAGAGAUGCAAGAGUUAAAAAAUGUUUUUGUUAAUUUUAAAUGUCACCUAAAAGAAGAAACAGAAUUGAUUUUGGAAAACAUUUUUCAAGAAAUACUAUCUGAUUUAGCUCAAGCAAUUCCCUCCCUCUCUGCUGUUACAGCUGAGGUUUUUAUUGACCAACUUGAAAGUGAGAAAGAGGCUAUGCUCUCCAAUGUGGAUGUCUGCUCAGCAGCUGCAGAUAUUGUUGAAAACAUGCUUGAAAAGCUACAGUCUGCAGUUGAAAAAAAAUGCAUUGAGAUCUUUUCACAAGAAGACUUGUCACUCACCUUCAAGUCAUCUUUAUCUUCCAGUGAAGAAGAGUUUGUUAGCAAACCAGAAAAGCCUUUUAAAGCAACAGUCUAUGAAUCUCUGGAACCAAUGGGUGACAUUGCAGAGGACAUGGUCCAUGUUAUUUUAGAAAAGUUGAUGACAUUUACAGCUUCCAAGAAAACUGACUUGUCUCAGCAAAAAGAAACAAAAUCAACAGAAAUUACUAUUGAGAAACUACAUAUUACAAAGUCACCUAAAAUAUAUAGUGAAGCAUCCACCCAAGUCAGUACUAGCACAGUGGCCAAGCCUAAGCCUCUGUCUGUUCACAGUAUUGAUUCCGAUGUUGCUAGUGUAAUUGUAAAAGAAGAAAUCCAGAACUUAGUGGCGAGCAUUUUUUCACAAUGUUCUGUGAUUGCUUAUGUCGAAGAAGCAAUCAGCACCAUACUGGGUUAUAUACAAAAUGAACUUGACAAUGAGAAACUAAUUGCAAAUGAAGAAACCGUAACAGUCUUGCAGUUACUUGAUAAUAUCUUCAAUGAACUGAAUAAGGAAAAAGAAGAAGAAGAGGAAGAAGAAGAGGAAGAAAUAGUAGUAAUAGAAGAGGAGGAGGAGGAGGAGGAAGAAGAAGAAGUAGUAGUAGAAGAAGAAGAGGAGGAGGAAGAAGUACAAGAAGUAAAGAUAGACAUGAGUCACAGUAAACGUUCCAGACUGAAAAGCCCUACUUUUCUUAAGGAAGAAUAUAGGCUCACAGGCACAACAGUGUCAAGGGGUGGCCCUAGGUCUGGAAAACCACUUCCACCUGUUAAUGUUCCUGGCAUGGUUUUUUAUUCAGAAGAUGACAAUGCAGAAAUAGACAAAAUGGUGGAAAGUGUCCUUGUGUCAUCUAUCAGAGAUCAGAAAGCACUAAUGCGAGAACAGGCUAUGAAAGAACAGUUUAAGAGAGAAUUUUCCAGUCUUAGAUACAAGAGAAAAGUCCCAUCACCUAAAAAGCCUGCUUCUCGUGGCAGAGUAGCAUUUCGUGACUGGGGAUUACAGUCUGAAUUACAAACUUCUUCAAGUGAAGACAAGAUGGAAGAAGAAGUAAAGCCAAAAAAACAAGUGGUUGAAGACAUAAAGCUAAAAAAACAAGUGUCAGGUUUCAGCCAGGAUGAAAAACAGCAAAUACAGAAAGCAUCAGAAAAUAUUGUUGCAGACAUUUUAACUGACAUGCUCAAAGACAUGCUAACCAUGUCCCCUAGUCAGUUGAACUAUGAAGAUCUUGAAGAAACUUCAUCUUUUUCCUCUGGAAUGCCUCCUGAAUUGUCCUCUGAAGAAUGGAUGGACCAAGUUAGGAACGAGAUGUUCUCAACAUCAGAAAUCAAUACAGUGGCUAAUGAUAUGACAGAUGCAGUGUUAAAAAUACUUCAAACUGCUUCAUCGUGUCAAAUUUCAGAGGUUAACAAAGAUUCCAGUACUACUACCUCACUUUAUGAAUCUUCUGUAGAUGCUCCAGAUACUCCCCCUGAGAUCAAAGAAAUAUAUGAAACUCCUCAAGCUACCCCAGAUCUAUCCGCAGAGCCACUGAAAGUAUGGUUUGAAAGCGACAAAAAGAUGAAAUCCAUAUUUAAUAUAGAUCAACUACAACCUCCCUGGCUUCACUCUUCAGCAGCUGAAGAAACACCUGAAACUGAUAUUAGUGAUGAGAUCAUCAGCACAAUCUUUAAAAAGCUGAAAUUAUUUGUUUUUCCAAAAUUGCAAAUGUGCUUUAAGCCAGAAAGCUCUGAAAAAACUUCAAUUUUCAGGAGACCUCUAAGCAGAGACUCUUCUGCCCCUUCACACUUAAAACUGUUUUCACCCUUAAAGAUUCGAUCACAACUUAGUGCUUGUACAACCAAAGUUGUGAAGAUUGUUCUUGGUGCUAUUCGCACUCAACUGGAAAUCAUUAGGAAGAAAGCAAAUGCUAGGAAGCCUGAGCAUUCAUUAACAUUUGCAGAGGAAAGUGAUUUUCCUGCCUCUGAUAAAGAACUAGAAUCCGUUGCAUCAAAUCUCAAUGAUGAUGUUAUGGCAACUUCUUUAGUAACAUGCAUUUGUGAGAUGUUAUCUGGUGGAAGUACUGAUAGACAUGAUCAUUCCUUUCCACCUGAUGACUUUGUUGAAAAGGAUUUUGUUGAUGUACAAAGACAAUCGACAAGUUGGCAAGUGAAAACUCCUUCUCAACGUCAAAAAUGUCCAAUUAUUCCUUGUAUUUUACAUAAGGUAUUUAGUGAGAAGAAUGUCAAUAAGGUAGUCAGAUCUCAAGUAUUAGAAAGAAUUGGUAAUACAGUAUUUGAAAUGUUGAACAAAAUAAUGGGAGAACCUCUGCUCCCUAGUUUGAGUCAUGUACCUAUUCACAAAGAGAGUAGUGAAGAGAGUUUGAGAGGAACCCCACCCCUGCCUCCUAAUAUUCAGGUAAUUUCUACUGGGAUUCUUGAAGACAUUCUUGAAAAAUUAUGUUCUGAGAUGGACCACAAACCCCACAACUCUGAAAUUGGGAAAGUCUCAACUGAUUUAGAUGGGGAUAAUCUAUAUCCUACUGUAGUGGUAGAGGAAGUGGCCAAGUGCACAGAUAUGAUGUCUUAUAUGUUAUCUGAUGCUAUCCAGGAGGACAGUGAAGAGGUGCCUAGCCAUAAGAUGAAAAAUGAGGCUCCUUCUAGGAGAGCAAGCCUACUAGGACUCCGUAGAAAUAAUCUGAAAAUGGUGGCUUCAGAUAUUCUUAAAACUGUUUUUAACAAAUUAGAGGGCUUUGCCAAUUUAAAUUUGUGGCCUGGUGGUACUACAAGAAGUGAAAACCAUGACUGGAUGUCAUCACAAGCCAGUACAUCAACCAAAGGGGAAACUUGUGAUGAUCACCUACAGUCCACUCUACAGAUAAAUGCAAAAAAGGUGUCAAGUGCCAUUUUGAAGGCUAUUCGGGUAGAAUUAAAUGGAAAACCAUCAGAUUCCGAGACAAAAGACAAUAAUCCGACGCAAGAAAAAACGGUGAUCAAAAAUCUGGUCGAUUUAAUUUUAGAUGCUGUAUCUCCAGAAAUAUUUCAAGAAUCUGAAUCAGAAGAGAGAGGUAUUGAAUAUUACCGAUAUAAGCCAGUCUAUGGCAAUUUUCUUCCUGGAGGUGCUGAAUCGGAUGCAUUUUUGAAAGACUCUGAACAAGCAGAGGAAGAGGGAAAGCCACCAGGUAACAAGGAUAAGGAGGAUACUGUUAAGCAAAGGGCUUUAGAAAAAACCUUAAAAAAGAUUGAAGUGGAACUGAAAGAACCACAGAAGUCACCUGUAGUGCCAAUCAUACGAAAUGUUUUAAAUGAAAUUUUCCAAAAUGCUUUAGUUAAUCAACUCAGUGUAGUUCCUUUCUCCCGUUCAUGUGGCAUUUCUCAGUCUGAAGAACAACCUAUCACUAAAACAUUCAUUCAUUUCAUGGAUAAAACUACGGACACUUUGGUGUCUGAAGCAGAUGUAACUAUUGUUGUAGAUGACAUUAUUAAGACUGUAUUUCAAAAGCUUUAUUCUGCUGCCAAAGCAGAUAUAAAUACAAACAAAAGUAGGUAUAAAACUAUCACACUUUCAGCCAAUGCACCUUUUCAUGAACAAAGUAAUCGAAGAAAGACAUCUGUGUAUCCUACAGUACUUAACAGAGAAUCACAUCGAUUGCCUUCCUCGUUCAAUGUUGAGAAACUGACUAAAAUCAAUGUAGUGGAAGAUAUCGUACAAACAGUCAUGAGCAAUUUGGAAUCUUUUGCCACUUCUAAAGUCAAAUCUCUCUUUUAUCCUCCAGUUGGCUUUACCACCUCAAGGGCUUUACCUAUACCCCAAGAAUCUACUUCAUUAAGCAAAGAGUUGUUAUCUACAAAAGAUGUCCAUUCUUCCAAUGAGCGAAUUUCUUAUCCCUCAGUGGAUCUUAGUAGACCAGGAAAUAUGGCCUCAGCAGGUCAUCUGCCUAUCUCUAAACUAAAUAAGUAUGCAACAGAAGUGGCUAGGAAAAUAUUGCAGGGAAUCAAACAAGAGCUAGACAAAGAACUGGAAAGUCCUGUAGUAACUCAAAACAUUGUCAUAUCUGAAAAUAUUGCAAGUCAGGUAGUUAAUACUGUUUUAGAUAUUGUAUCUACCAAAGGCAAAUCUGAUAAAAAUAAAUUGGAGAAAGACAGUAGUUCAGAUCUGCAAGAAAGCAUUGUAGAAAAAAUGUUUAAAAAAACAGAAUAUCGAAAAGAACUUCAAUUACAAAUACAAGAUAUUAUUGGCAAUAUUUUAAGUGACAUUUGUGAAAAAAGACUGGAUCAGAAUCAUGUUCCACUUUCCCCAGCCAUUCUUCAUCAGGAUAAUAUAGAAGCUAAACACCCAGCAGCAAGCUCUGAAGUGUCAACUGAAUGUACAAAUGACAGUAGCACAAAACUUUCAAUUCCUAAAUCAGACGUUAUUGUGAUUGCUAAUGAUAUAGUGAACAUAGUCCUUCAGAAGCUCAGUUCUGCUGUUACAGUUGGCAGAAAUAUAAAGGAGCCCAUUUCGGCACUAAAGUCCCUUUGUGAUACAAUUCCAAAAACAGAAGGUAAGCCUCCCACUUUCAGGGAUGUAACAGGAGAAAAAAUAGGAAGUGGUCCUUCCAACAUUGGAAAGAAAAAGACCAAGGUCAUAAAGAUGAAAUCUCGUGAGGCUGAUGAGCAAAUGCCAGUAGUAGCAAAAGCAGAUGAUGCCAGUCGAUCUCUUUUGGACCCAAGUGAAGAAAGUGCUGACUAUAUUACUAAAAACAUUCUGACUAGAUUGGAAUCUUUUGCCACAGAAAGAGCAGACUCCUUGAUUAGCGUUGAUUCACAGAUGAAAGAAAAAUCCUUUAUUGUCACUGAAGUUUCCAAUCCCCUACAGGACGAAGGUCACUUUCUUGUACCAGGCCAAGUCCAGCCAAAUAUGAAGGCCUUAAAAUUAACUACACCCAAGACUCUUCUUGGCCAGAAUCUCAGAGAUACUUCACUAGCCAGUUAUAAGAAAAAUACUGUAUUUACAAGUCACCUGUCACAAACUAAUCUUAGGGACUAUGCUGAUGUAAUUGCUAAAACUGUACUAAAAAUUAUCAAAACUGAUUUAGACACAGAGAUUCAAAAGAUGUCUCGUCCAAAUAAUGUUUCAAUUCAAGAAAAUAUCAUAGCAAGUGAAAUUGUAAAGAACCUUUUAAAGACAUUUCGUGAUAAAAGAUCUUUAAAAGAAGGGUCAUCCUUAUCAAAGCUCCAAAUAGCUAUGCAAAAUGAAAUGCUAUUGGAAGAAAAACAGGAUAAAAACACUAAAAUAUCUCUUCUUUCAAAGUAUCCAUUGAAACAAAGCUCAUUGAGUUCUGAAGAUGAAAAUCAGAGAACAGUUUUGGAGGAAAUAUUUAUGAGAAAUGGUGAGUCCAGACAGGAAGAAACUGCCUCAAUAUUCAGCACAGUUGAAGAUGUUUUAAAUAAGGUGAAUCAACGGAUAAUAGAAGACAGUGGCAAUUUGCCUCCUUUUAAUGAACUCUCUCACUUUAUGUCUGAAUCAAAAAUGAAAACACCUAAUAGGGCUCCCAAAAAAUCUUUUCAGUCCAAUAUUACUAUGGUAGCAAAUGACAUAGUUGAUAGUGUACUUAGCAAAAUGUACUCUCUGGUUGUGACAUCUAUAUAUGAGAAUAGUGAAACAGAGAGAGAACCAACUGGAACUGGUGAUAAAAACAUAUCGGUGACAAAACCACCAUAUUUCAGUAUAUCUAAACUGUCAGAAAAAAGGAUUGAACCUUCUCAGGCCUUAAUGCCUCAAACUUAUCCUCAUUCAAGUGUUAAAAACAUGUUAGAAGACACUUUAUUGCACUGUUCUCCACUGAGAAUGGGCGAAGAUCUGGUGCAAAUGGUUCUUAAUAAGAUGAUAUCUUUUGCUUCCUUGAACCUAGAAGAGUACUCUUCCUCUGAUGUUCCAUCUGAUGGCAUCCCAUCUUCCCGGCAACAUGUGGCUAAAAUCAGCCCCAAGUCAGGCCUUAGGAACAGUUUAAGAACAAGCUUGAAGCUCAACUCAGUACAGAAAUGUAAGACAAAAUCCCAGGCAAUAUCUGGUAAUUCUAAAGGGAAGGGGAAGGCCAAAAUACCCGUAGAAGAGAAAAUUCCAUCGAGAGGAAGUCGUUCCAAGUCUCUCCUUAGCCUUUCACAUACGUUAUCGACAGGAGAUGUGAUAAACUCCCCUCUGCCAGCAAAGUUGCCUAUAUGUGAGUUAAAAACCUAUGCCAAAGAUAUAGUGAGUAACAUCCUGGAAAGCAUUGUAAAUGAAUUCCAUAGGGUGAAGCGUGGUAAAAUUAUGGUUGAUAUAGGAAGUUUACAAAAUUCUAACCAAAUCACAGCAGCAAGUGAACUAGUUAAUACAGUUUUACAAGGAUUGUAUGCCUCUGAUUCAGAUAACUUCACUUAUCAGGUUAAAUCUGCACACUUGGAAGAUGUCAAAUUUCCAGAAAGGAAGUUAGGUACAGAGUCUUUUUCCAAACCUCAGGCCUGUUUUUUCUUGGAAAAUGUUUCUUCACAGCUAGAACAAAUUUUUCCUAAAGAAGGAAUUUUUAAGAAAAUGUUUGAUAAAUGGCAAACAGAAUCAAAUGACAUGGAAAAUGAAAAAUAUAAGCUACUAAUGGUCGCUGAAAAUGUCUUGAGUGAAAUUUUAAUAAAAGUGAAAGAGUUAGAAUGCUCUGUUUCCCUCCUAAAGAUGCCCCCUAUUGAGGCUUGUGAAAGUAUUUUCUGUAAUAAUUUUAAAAGAACACCUGCUAGCGCUGAUGAUUCCAAAGCACAAAUUAAUUUAUUUGGCCGAGAAAUUGUUGAAAUUCUAUUUGAAAAGUUACAAUUGUGUUUUUUGACUGAGAUGCCCAUUCCUGAUAGUAGGGAAACUCUAGCAAGAAAAAAAGAGCAGAUUAAUUCUAAGACUAAAUAUUUUUUCCCAGCUGGACAGCUCUUGAGCAAUGUACCUUCAUACAAUACAAAACUGAAGGAUCAGAUCUCUUUGAGUUCUAACAGAAGAAUUAUUAGAGAGAUUAUUGAGAACGUGUUACAUACCUUGGAAGCAUUUGUAGAUCUGCAAUUUAAGCAUAUCUCUAAAUACGAAUUUUCUGAAAUUAUGAAAAUACCUAUUGAAACUUUUUAUCCUGCCCAGCAGAGACCACUAAAUAGGAGAAUAUUGCCCAAAUUACAACCACUGAAUGAUUUUUCCGAUGAAUCAAAAUUAAAUAGUAUGAUCACAAAGGAAAACAUACAGAAAACCCUUUUUCAGGUGCAUUCAUUCCAUUCAGAACUGCGUACUUAUGCAAUUAAUGCUGUUAGAGAUAUGCUAAAUAUAAUUAAGUGCAAGUUAGACAAAGAAAUCAGCCGAAUGGAACCAUCUCCAACUAACAUCUUAGAAGAAAACAUAGUAGCAAGUGAAAUCAUUAGUAAUCUAAUGAACCAGUGUAUUCAUUUCAGUGAUUCUGUGCUUGAAAAUAUACCUAAGGAAAGCCCAGUUAGAGGAGCUGAAAAUACUUACACUGUUCACCGAGUUGAAGUGGAGACUACAAUGAAAACAUCCAAUAGCAAGUUAAAAGGAGUCCCUCUUCGGGAAAGUCUUCCACCUUUUCAAGUGCCUGGUACAGUGAUUGCCUCAGAGGAAGAUCUAGGACAAUAUAAUAGCAAUUCAUCUAAUCGUCCCUCCUCAUAUGGCAGAUACUCUGCAGGAGACAUCUCUCAAACUCCAGGCACAUCGGGCAGGCCUGAAUCAGAACCAGGACCAAGUUCUAGUAUAAGAGAAGAAAGAGAGACUUCCUCAAGGAGAUGCAAUUUUAACUAUUUUGAACAAGAUCUCACACAACAAGAGAGUUCUGUUCCAGAAGGGAGUGUCUUACAAAAAUUGUUCAAGAAAAACAGUGACCACAGUGAUGUGGCAUUUAAAGAAAUUGUGCCAUUUAUGGGCCUGGAAGAGAAUGAGGAGGAACCAAGACCAUUUCACUAUGGGCAACGAAGACCAGAUAAUAAACCAAAGAAUAUCUAUACAACUGUUAGUCCACUAAAAAUAUGUCUUGCUGCUGAAAAUAUUGUCAACACUGUCCUGUCUUGUUAUGGCCUGGGGACAGAGGAACAUGCAACAGGAAGCAAUGUGGAGACAAUCAAACCAUUUUUCAUAUCAAAAUCACAAUCAUCAUCCAGUCUUUCCUUAGAAUCUAUAGAGCAAAAGAACGAGAGAAGUAGUUUGCUUAGAACAUGGGAAAAAAGACUCCAACAUGCCAGUGAAAAAGAAGCCAAAACUCAUGAAAAUCCAAUGUCUCAUGGAAAUGAAGAUUAUACUUUACUUGAAAAGUGGGAAAACAAAACCUUUCCAAAGACAGAUAAAAUUGAACCCUUAAAAACAAUUGAAGUCUUUGCUUUUAUUGAUUAUGAACUGGGUCCAUCUGAAAUCAACCGAAUAGCAAGACAUGUUACCGUGUCUAUUGUCACAUAUUUCAAGAAUCUCCAAAGAGGAGGUUCCUGUGAUGAAAAGAUACCCAUUGUUUCUUCAUUAUCAAGAAAAAAAUUAGAUCCAAAGAGGCCUCUGAGAAGUGGGCAAACUGAAUAUUCUUUAAAUGAGUUUUGUGAACAUCUCACUGACUGUGUUAUGUACCAUAUAAUUUCGAGUGUUUCAGAUGGUACAGAAGAUGGCAGAGCAAAAGCGAAAUACUUUGGAAGCAAAAUUUCAGCAUCUGACAAAUUCGUUUCAAUUAAUUCUGAAAUGUUGGGAGCCCAAGGAUCCAAGAGUAGAACAAUUCCUAUCGAUGAUAUUGCUUUCAGUAUUUUUGAAAUUAUUGCUCGAAUCCUAUCUAAUAGUAACAUUUUAAAGACAGAUGUUACUGAGCAUGCCGCUUCCCUGCAAACAAAAUAUAUUUAUCUUCCAGAUAGUGAUACCAUGGACAUUGAUGAUCUCUUUCAAGAUAUCCUAAUAGGAGUGAUUCAUGUGCUAACAAAAGAAGUAGGAAUUAAUAACCCAUGUAAAACUAAAGGGAAAUCAGUUCCCACAUUUAAAAAUCAGAGUAUUCAGGUUUGCCAGAAAACAACAUUCAUAGAAAGAGAGGUAAGUCGACGAAGAUCAGACCCAUCACUUAGUCAUAGAACAGAUCAACUUGUCCAGAAAAAUAAAAUCAGUUCUGUAGCAUCAAAAUUAGACAAUCUACUAGGGAGCCUAAAAAGUCAUGAAUCUAAAGAAAUGGUGAAUAAAAUUUUUAAUAUUGUCUUAGAUUUGUUUUUGCCAGAUGAAUGUCAAAGUGGAGUUUUGAACUCUGUCAAGGCAUCAACGAGACAUUUUUUUGACUCUUCUGAGAAGCAGCCUAAUAACUUAGGCUUAUCUCCCAAAUCCAUUUUCCUUCUCAAUGUUGUAUGUGAGAAACUUAUAAGGACACUUUUGGAAAAAUGUACAACCACAAACAUACUGGCAGGCACCCCUUUUUCUAAUGAAUUGUCUACUGAAGAACAGCUUUUUAAUGUAAUUCAAAGUGUGGGGGAGGAAGAAUUUGAUUAUAGAAAGGGAAAAAUGAGCCCAGAGCAAAUUGAGCCAUUCCAAGUAGAGGACUAUGUAUCAGAAUUUGUGUUGGAACAGCUAGCUGAAAGUGAACAAGAACUGCUUUCCUCGGAAUCAAUGCUCAGUGUAAUUUCCCAUGGCUUGGUAAAAUCCCUGAUGGAAAAGCUGUCAAACACCAUCCAGGAAGCUCCCCCCAAAACACAAUAUGCCAAUAAGCUUUUAAAAUACAGUGCAAGGGAGAGACUGACCAGUGCCCAAGGAGCACGAUCAGCAAAAGUCCUCAUGCGAUCUAGGGACAAACCCACAUCAGAAACCCUCAGUCAUCUCCGAAUAAUAGGCUCCAAAAUCAGACCACCCUUUAAGCAGCUUUUAGAUACUUCCCCUUCUGAUUCCUCUCUGAAAACACUGAGGAGGAAAGAAUCAAAAAUUAAAACAGUUCCCAAAAUUCUGCGCUUGGACCAACUCAAUACCGGUGUUUACUCAGCCACAUUUUUGGAGGACAUUAUUUCUGACCUGUUUUUUUCUAUGUAUACUGCACUAUAUGACCGAGAUGAACAUGUCACAGAGGAACAGCUCAGUGAGAUGAAUACAUUAAUUGUCAAUUCUGUGGUGAAUGCAUUUAAUAAGGCUCAAGUCUCUGUGCUCCGGAAUGCUGAAGAAAAGUUGUGCUUUCCACCUGUACAGAAAGAAGCUGUUUCCAAAAUUGUUGACUCCGUUUAUAAUGAAGUUUUGCAGGAAUAUGAAUCAAAAAUGUCUUAUGUUAGUGAUAGUGAUGCAACUGAUGACCUCAACGUACUAGCUGAGCGGACAACCAAUGCUGUGCUGACUGAGAUUUUAGACUACCAGCUCCCAUCAUACUUUAUGGAAAGACUCACUCCAGAGUCAUACUAUCCACUCAAAGUUGAAAAUGUCCUCCAAAAGCUUCAAGAGAACUUGAGGGAGUUCAGUUCCCAAGUUCAGCCUUCAGUAGGCUACACAACCAUGUUGCCUCACUCAUUUUUAGAGGAUGUCAUUAGAAGGCUGUUAUCACAGAUCAUCCCUCCAUCAUCUAGUGAUGUUUGGCCUAUGGAAAAGAAAUAUUUAAUGAGGUCAGAUUUUAACGAAAUGUCUGCUUGCAUAACAAACAAGGUUAUGUCAGCCAUUUCUAAACACAAAAUUUGGCUUACCAAAUAUGAUCAUCAAUACUUAUAUUCAGAAAGAAAUUUCCAAACAAUGGUUGACUCAGUUUACAAAAAUAUUUUGCAAAUCUCAGGAUCUCCUUCAUCAGUACAGAAAAGUAUAACAAGCCGAAGUCCUGUCAUUGUCGACAGAAUAGCCAGUUUUAUUAUUCAAGAGAUAACUGAAAGUCACCUUCAACCCUUUUUGGUGGGGGACAGUGUACCUCAACCAACAGUUGCCAGUGAUGAAGUGUCCACCAUGGUUAAGAAUGUUCUCAAUGAAGUGACAGGCCUGCAAAGACCCUCUCCAGCAUCCUCCCUAAGCAUGGGGGUUUACCCAGCUGAAUUUGUAGAGGAAAUUGUUGCUAGACUCUUAUCAAAGAUCUUCAGCCCAAAAGUGAAAACGGGGGCAGAACUAAACAAUGUGACACACAAAAUUGUAGAUUCCAUAAAUGCUCAUUUUGAUCGAGCCAAAGUUCGAUUGGUACGCCAUGAUGAGACACAACCUUUUCCACCUCUGAAUAUUGAUAUUGUGGAUGAAUUGGUGGAUUCUGUCUACUGUAAUGUCCUGAAACAGCACGGACUAGAUCCUACAAGUGAGCAAGAAGAACCAAUGAGGACUGACAUUUUUGUUGAAAAUCUUACCAAUUUAAUUGUAGCAGCAAUUUCUGAUUAUCUUCUUCAUCCCCUUUUUUCUGGAGAGCUCUCUGCUUCUUCCUAUUCUUCUUUGACAGCAGAGAAUAUUGUGCAAGAAGUCCUAAGUGGAAUCAGCAAAACUGGCAAACAAAGUCAAAGCCUGUCUCCAUAUAAUACUUUACUGCCUUACACUUUCUUAGAAGACAUGAUAAGAGUGCUCCUAUCUCGAAUCUUUCCUUCAGCACCUGGGAUACUUCCAUGUGAAGAAGAUCUAGAUACAUCUGGAGUUAAUUUCAAUGAAGUUGCUUCAAAGCUAAUUGGUGAUAUUCGAAGGAAAAUUUCAAAACAUGAAAUCCGAUUUUCCAAAGAUGCAGAAGAACCACGAUAUGUUUAUUCGGAAGAUGAUGUCCAAAAUCUUGUUGACUCUGUUUUCAAAAACAUCUUGCAAAACUCUGGCUCUCAAGAAGCAAUUGAACAAGAGAUAACAAGCAGUGACAAUACUUUCAUUGAUAGAGUAGCUGGUUUUAUCAUUAAAAAUAUUUGUCAGCAACACCUUCAGCCAUUUGUGUCUGGAAAGGCAAUUCCUCCACCCCAGACAUACCCGGUUGGUGGGCAAGGGCGGCAGUUACAGUUUUAUGCUGGUGUGUAUUCCUCAACAUUUUUGGAAGAAGUCAUCUCUGGAGUUUUAUCCAAAAUCUUUUACAGGGUAGUAGGCCUUGCAUAUGCCAAAAUAGUAAGAGAACCUGAAAGUGGACUGGAGGAGACAGUUAUUCAACUCAUAAAUUCAGUAUCAGAGGAGUUUGAAAAAGCAGAAGUAAACAUUCUAGAAAAUGCUGAAGAGGAAUUAAAUUUGCCACCAAUAGAUAGGGAUGUCAUCAUUAAAAUAAUUGACAAAUCUUACAAUAAAGUUUUGCAAGAAUAUGACUUAGACCUGGAACUUGUUAAAGAUUUUUUUAAUGACACAAAGACUUUGGCAGAAAGGAUCACCAAAAUUAUCCUGACAGAAAUCUUUGAUUUUCAGUUUCAACCAAGCUUGGUCGCAAGGCUACCAUUCAAAUCUCUAUCAAAUCUCAAUGCUGAUGUUUUGCUUAAGAAAGUUAAGUUUGAAAUUAACCAACCCAAACCACAGAGACAGACUUCAACAAUAUACACAACUAUGUUAUCACAUACCCAUUUGGAAAAAAUAGUCACCCAGCUUUUAUCGCAGAGGUCCUCAGACUCCAGAGCAGAAGAGUCAGUUACAUCAAAGCCUGAUUUAAGUAAAACUGUUGUGAAAUUGAUCAAUGAAAUCAUGGCCAUCAUUUCCAAACAUGCUAUCUGGAUUACAAAACACGGAAAUGAAAAACAAAGUAUGAUUUCAGAAACAGAUAUUGAGAAUAUGGUUGAUUCCAUUUAUGCUGAUAUCUCACAUUCAAAUUUAUACCAGUCUCUUACAAACGAUAAAAAAGAUAUAACUAAUAUACCUAUUUCCAAAAUAGCAAGUUUCAUAAUCAAAGAAAUUUUUAACCACCAUCUCGAGUCAUUUUUAUCUCAAGAGCAAACCAUUUCUCAAUCUACAUCUGAUUUAACUAGGAAACAGCCUUAUAAAGAUGUAGAAAUUGACCCAAAAGAAAUGUCUCUCAUUGUUAACUCUGCUAUAUUUUUGGAGGAAGUAAUCUCUGAACUUUUAUGCAAAAUCCUUUAUGCAUUCUCACAUAAUUUCAUCUCAUCCGACGAUCCAAAGUCUAAAGCCAAAGUGACUGACAUUGUUACAAAAUUAGUCCGCUCAAUUGUGCUGGAGUUUGCAGCAUCUCAAAUUUUGGUCGCAGAAAAUUUUGAUGAAAAUCUGUGUUUUUCUGAAGGGUAUAAAGAAAUGGUUAGUAAGAUAGUCAACUUAAUUUAUGAAAAAAUAACAGAUGGUUAUAAAUCUCCAGCUCUCAUUUAUAAAGACAUAGAAUAUGACACUAAUAAUUUUGGAAGGAAAAUAUAUAAUUUACUUUUGGGAGAAAUUUAUGAUUAUCAAGUACAGGGAUUAAUUUCUGGAACAUUAUCUUUGUCUACUUAUUCUUCACUUAGAGCCGAGAACAUUAUUCGAAAUGUACUAAAUGUUAUUGGGAAAGAAAGCCACAAUUUGCCAUCCUUCGUUACUGUAUUACCUCGCUCUCUUUUGGAAGAUAUGGUUUCCAAACUUUUAGGUCAUAUUUUUCCUUCAUCUGAAGCUAAGGUUAAAGUAAAAGAACAAGAAGUACUACCCGAUGAUGAUUUUAUGAGUGCAGCUUCGAGACUAACUGAUGCAAUUAUAUCUGAAAUUUCUGAACACGAAAUUAGACUGACUACUGCAGAGGAGAAUGCCUCACAUAUGAAUCUGGAAACUAUUGAAAGCAUAGUUGACUCAAUUUGCAAAAACAUUUUGAAGAAAGCUGAAUUCCAAGCUGAAGUCCAGAAGGAGGAGAGUGAGAAGGGAGGCACAUUUCUCACCAAAAUAGCUAGCUUCAUUAUGAAGGAAAUUGUAGAUCAUCACCUCCAGCCAUUCUUACAUGAGGAUGACACUGAUUCUGCUGAAGUUUCUGAUAAAGAGUCUAUCGUUGAUAUUCUCGAGCAAGAAAAAGAACGACCGGGCACCCCCCAGCCUUCCCUUUACUCGGCAACAUUUUUAGAAGAUGUUAUUUUUGAUCUUGUUCGAAAAUUGUGCCCUGCCCCACAAACUCCUGAGGAGGACGAGGAAGAAAGUACUCCAGAAACCAACCUUGUGAGCAUGGCUAUCAAAUUAGUAAAUUCCCUAAUAGGUGAAUUUCGGAAAAGUGACAUCAAGGUUCUCCCCAAUGCCGAAGAAUUGUUUUCUUUUCCACCAGUAGAUAAAGAAACUAUUGAUAAAGUGUCUGAGUCUGUGUAUGAUGAGGUUAUUAAAAAAUAUAAAUCUGAGGAUGCUGCUCAUGAUGAGGAAGAGAGCAAUUUUUAUAUUGAAAUGAUAUCCACCUUAGCAAAGAAAGCAAUCUCAAGUUUCAAGGUUAAGCCCCUUUUUUCUGGAGACUGGUUUUCCUCUUUCUUUUCAUUUCUAGAACCAGAUAACAUCACCCAAAGAGUCCAAUAUCAACCGUCAAAGAGCUCAUUUAAUAAAGACAUAAAGAAGGCUCCUGUCAAAGAUUCUUUACUGAAAGAUUCCCUUGCAGUAACCCGAGCUAAAAAUAUAAAAACUGAGAAAGAUCUGGGCACAAAAAGUGAAAAGAAGAGUGAAGAGAAGGCUGAAGCUACACUUAGUAAUUAUGACCAGGAUUCAAUGUUCAUUUCACUAGCCAGCACUAUGAAAACUAAAAUGUGUGCCCUAAAAUCUGAAGAGUGGGAUCUAAUUGAGAAAAGGGAAAGUGGGAAAAAGACAAGCAAGAGCCCUACUAAAAAAGAUGAAGACAAGGAUACAACAAAAUUCAUUUCUGUAGCCACCAGUACUAGAAGUAUGAAAACUCAACAGGACCAAGGCUUGCAAACAUCAGAUAUAAAGAGUGAUGAGGGUUCAACCAAAGAUGAGGUGGCUGAGUACAAGGAAGAGUCAGUACAAGUCUUUACAGUUAUGAAAAGCGGAAAGGGGAUCCCAGAACCGGAUUUAAAGAGAAUACCCAAGAAGAGCAGUAUGAAGAAGAAAGAAUACCAUUUGGAUACUGAAAUUUAUGAUGAAAAACUUUCUCCACUAAAAAGUAAGAAAACAGAAGAAUCAGUUUUGAAAUUAUCAAGUAGUAUCAAGUUCGAAGAAAAGAAAAAAGACAUUUCAGUUGGGACAGACGAUGUCGAAGGGGCAUUUAGUUUCAGUCCUGCAGUCACUAAGAUGAAAAGUACAAAGACUUUACAUGAUCCAAAUUUCAAAUCAGCCUUUAAAAGCAAGAAAGAGAGUGGUGUUCAAACAGAUACUGAAGAUGCGUAUUUUGAAAAUGUGAUCGAGAAUAUUUACAGUAAUGUUUUAGAAAUGUCUACUCAGACAUCUCUAGAUGAUACCAGGCAUAGAAGUGUCAUUCCUACCCAAACAGCACCUGCUGAGAAUCUUGGCCAACCUUCACCAAUAGCUUCAUCGCACCCAGUUCCCAAGGAUGUUCCUGACAAAGGCAAAGAGGUGAAGAAACCCCGUCCUGAUAAUGCCAAAAAAACAUCCUAUUUAUCUAAAAUGAGAUCGGGUAUUUUUUCAGCUAAAUUUUUAGAAGAUGUUGUUACGGAGAUUGUAAACACACUAAUCUUCUCUUCUUCACCAGAAAGUUGUAAAGACUGUAAAAAAGUUCAGGAUGAUAUAAAUCAGAAUGAUCUCUAUGAUACAGCAAUGAAACUGAUUGAUUCCUUGUUAAAAGAGUUUUCUGAGGCCCGCAUUAAGGUGUUUAGGCCCACUGAGGAAAAACAACCUUUGCCCCAGGAACCUAAAGUACUGACUAAGGAGAAAGUGCUAGAUGAUCAUAGUAUACAGAAAGUACCAACCCUCCAAAGAACACCCUCACCGACUAAAAUGCCAUCUGUGUCCCCAAAAACCUUGGUUGAUAAGGCAUCAUGUACAGAAAAAGAACAUUACAUUGAUUAUAUGCCCUUAGUGGAUAAAACAUUGGUCAAUAAGGUUGUGCACGCCUCUUUGUGUAAUGUUCUGCGUGAAUACAGAUCUCAAGACUCAAUUUGUAAAGACAUCAAUGAUAGUGAUAAGUUAGCCAAAAGAUUAGCUGGUGCUGUGAUAGAAGAAAUGUUUCAGCAUCAGCUCAACCUACUACUACAAGAUGAAAUGCCCCCUGAAGUGUGCAAACCUCUGAAACCUAAGGAUGUUGUUAAAAAAGUACAAAAAGUCGCCAAAAAACACACCAAAGAAUGUCAGACUUCCUCACCAUAUACCAUCAUAUUGCCUCAUGAAUUUUUAGAAGAGAUGAUUUCAUCUCUUCUAGCCAAAAUUUUCCCAGCAGGAACUGAAAAAAUUAUAGAUUCAGAUGAAGAAAGUGACAGUCUUUUUACUGAACUGAACUUCAUUCAAAUGAAAUUGGUCAGCAGGAUUAUGACAGAGAUAUCAAAAGACGAAGACAUGAUAAUACAGUAUGUUGAAUGCUUACACCCCAAUGAUGAUGAAGUCAUUCAGGUAGUGGUACAGUCUAUUUACAGUAAUCUUUUGCCACAGUUUGGCUCUCAAGAGGUCAUUCAGAACUGUGCAACAAGUGGAUGCAGAAUGCUUUCUGAAAGUAUAGCUGACCUAGUUGUACGAGAAGUCGCUGGCAAUCAGCUACAGACCUACUUUUCUGGAGAGUUAACACCCCACCAAUGUGACGAAGUUGACACUGUUGUUGAAAAUAUUCUUAAAGAUAUCUCCCAGAGCCCUGAAAGUGUUCCACCUAAACGAAUCUAUGAUCACAAAUUACCUUUGAACAUCCUAGAAGACAUUGCAGCACAGUUUUUAUCCCGACUUUUGUCUGUGUUCCCUAUGAUAGAGAGGGAAAGAACUAAGUCUUUGGAGGCUGAACUGGAAAAAAUCACUAACAAAAUAAUAACAUCAUUGAAAGAGUUUAUAUCCAAAAGUCCAAUUAAAAUUGUACAACAGACUAAUGAACCUCCCACACUGCCUAAAGAAGAAAAUCAGGCUAUUGAAAAAGUAGUUGAUAAUGUUUAUGAUAGUGUUUUAAAACAUUCUGGCUCUCACACAUCUAUGUAUGAAGAUUUAGUAGGGAAGAGCAAUGUUCUAGCUGAUAUAAUAGCCUUUUUAAUGGUCAAAGAAAUUUCCAAACCUACAUUUCGGCCUCAUAUGAAACAAAUCCCUCAUGAGGAAAAACACUCUAGAGAAGAAAGCAUUCCCCAAGAAGAAAAAUUCUCUUGGGAAGAAAGAAUCCCCUGUGAGGAAAAAUUCCCUCAUGAGGAAAGAAUGUCUCGUAGGGAAAAAUUCUCUCGUGAGGAAAGACUCUACUCACGUGAGGAAAGAUUCCCUCGUGAGGAAAGAUUCUCCCGUGAGGAAAGAUUCCCUCGUGAGGAAAGAUUCUCCCGUGAGGAAAGAUUCCCUCGUGAGGAAAGAUUCUCCCGUGAGGAAAGAUUCGCCCGUGAGGAAAGAUUCCCUCGUGAAGAAAGAUUCUCCCGUGAGGAAAGAUUCCCUCGUGAGGAAAGAUUCCCUCCUGAGGAAAGAUUCCCUCGUGAAGAAAGAAUCCCUCGUGAUGAAAGAUUCCCUCCUGAGGAAAGAAUCUCUCACGAGAAAAAAUUCUCUCGUGAGGAAAGAAUCCCUCAGGAAGAAAAAUUUUCUCGUGAGGAAAGAAUCCCUCAGGAGGAAAAAGUCCCUCAUGAAAAAAAAUUGUCUUAUGAGGAAAAUACUGCUCCUGAGGAAAAACUCACUAGUGAAGAAAAAAUCUCUCAUGAGGAAAAAUUAUCUGAUGAGGAAGAGACAUCAGGUCCUCAGCUGGCACUGGAAGCUGUCAAAAUUAUGGAAAAAGUCCUUAAAAUUCUUGAUGGCAUUAAGUCACGGGACAAACCUUCAGCCCCCAGGGUCCCAGUGCUGGAUGCCUCCUUUUUGGAGGAAACAUUGGCAUUAUUCCUAGCAAAAAUAGUUAAGUUGCCCUGUGAGGCAACUGAAGAAGCAAAAAACUUAACCAAACCUGAACUGAAUAAAAUUGCAACUCAACUGACAAAAUCAGUGACAGCUGAAAUUUCCAAAAGUAACAUUAGUCUUGUGGCUGCUGACCCUGAAGUGCACUUUAUGAACUCAGAAAAUAUUGAAAUGAUUUCUCAAGUUGUUGAUUCUGUUUAUAGUAAUGUUUUGCGACAGUCUGGAACCCAAGAGGAAUUUUUUCAUGAUAUAAAAAGUGUGAACAGAUUUUUCCCAAAAAAAGUAGCUAGCUUAAUAGUCAGUGAGAUUUCUCAUUGUCCCCCAGAAUCUGUUAGCACUCGCAGUUCAUCCACUGAUGUCUUCAGUGAUCUGGAUGUUGAACGAAUUGUGGAAAAAGCCAGUGAGCAUAUCACCAAAAUGGAUUCUAUAUUAAGUGAAGAUGAUACUAUAGGGGAUGACCCAGAUGUUAAAAUUAUUCCUCACCUUGGAAAUAAGCCUAUCAGAAUAGAUCCAGCCAUUGUUUCUGAACACUUGGCAGUAAUUUCACUCAAAACUCAACCACUGGAGAAACUGAAGAAGCAGUGUUUGUCAAGAACUGGACACAGUCUAGCAGAGCUAAGAAGAGCUUCAAUAAGUGGCAAGAGCUACUACUUAUCAGAAUUAAUUGAUAUAGAAACAAGGAAAAAGGAAAGAAGGAUCUCUUUGGAUAGAACAGGACGGUUGGAUGCAAGGCCCUUUGAGGCUGUUUGCAGGAACUCAUUUCAGAAUAUAAGAAAACCUGAUAUCACCAGGGUGGAACUCUUAAAAGAUGUGCGGAGCAAAAAGGACCUUAUUAUUCGGCUAGUUGCUCAUGAUAUUGAUGAAGAAGAGGUAGAAAGGAGGGAGGAUGCCUUCAUCUCUGACGAGGAAGAAUUUGGUAUCCGAGAAGUUGUUUUAAAAGAAGAGUGUGCCCUUGAACUGAUGGAAACCCGUAUAAGGGAGCAGGAACAGCAGAAAGUCCCAGAAAGUAAAGCCGGUCUGCCCAAGUCUUCACUGAGCGCCAGUAGCCUGAAGAAACUUUUGUCCAUAAGCAAGUGUUGUCAAUCUACUUCUACAACUACCCCACCAGAAAAUAUUCAAAGGUCCCCAACUAAAACCAAGGAAUCCAAAGGCCAACAGGUGCCAGAGGAGCUAGAACUGCCAAAAAUCCCAGAAAUGUUGAUAUCUGGUGAACAAAGAGAGGUGCUUAUUCAGGUAGCAGCCUCAGCAAAGAUCGAGUCUUCUAAAUUAGAAGCAAAACCACUACCCUCCCAAGAAGAGGUGAAAACCACUGUUCCAGAGCCUCCACAUUAUCUAAUACACAGAACUAUGAGCUCGUACUCUUACACUCAAGAGAUGUUUGCCGAAGGAGAUGGCGCAGAGUCGGGCAGGAAAAAAACUGACGUGUAUCUAGAAGAGGCCAAGACAUUAGAUGAAACGAGCAGCCUCCAGUUUAUCACCAUCUACGAAGGACCCAAAUCGCCCUCACAGACCUCCAAGGAGAGCACACCAAAAACUCCCAGGGCUCAGGUUUCCAGACAAUCUUCUACAGUGCUCGAGAAGGUGUCUUCAGCUCUGUCGAGGGUGUUUUCUCGACCAAGCACCUCUACUGACAUUGCAUCGGCCUUACGUAACCAGGAGGACAAACCUUGAAAAUGCUCUACAUACUUAAUGUCAAAGAAAAUUAAAUAUAUUUAAAAGCA
Molecule: messenger RNA, 22409 nt
Organism: Sarcophilus harrisii (Tasmanian devil)
Lineage: Eukaryota; Metazoa; Chordata; Mammalia; Dasyuromorphia; Dasyuridae
Gene: FSIP2
Product: fibrous sheath interacting protein 2
Exons: 23
Coding region: 343-22359 (7338 amino acids)
Source: RefSeq, a predicted model, not a curated record